Molecule: messenger RNA, 2299 nt
Organism: Sardina pilchardus (European sardine)
Lineage: Eukaryota; Metazoa; Chordata; Actinopteri; Clupeiformes; Clupeidae
Gene: bbs12
Product: Bardet-Biedl syndrome 12
Exons: 2
Coding region: 62-2104 (680 amino acids)
Biological process (GO): photoreceptor cell maintenance; chaperone-mediated protein complex assembly
Molecular function (GO): ATP binding
Source: RefSeq, a predicted model, not a curated record
UGAUAGUAACUGUUUGUGAAAGCUAAAAAAAAGUGUGUAGGCUAAGUGCUCAAUAGUCCUUAUGAUGCAUUUUUGUAUUAGGCUACACGAAAACGCUGCAUCAUGCACACGGACGAUGUCAUUUACAGAAAACACCUCAGGAAUCAACAGACGCCACGUGGGGCUGGAGCAGUUAGUAACACUGGCAGCAACUGCACACACUUUCCUGGGCCCACAUAAAAGGUACAAAUUUAUCCAAGAUGACACCAGUGGGGACUCAGUCAUGGUAUGCUCUAGUUACCGACUCUUGGAGAAUUUGGACCUGACAUGCUCGGUUGGGCAGCUGCUCAGUGAGACCGUCCUGGCACAGCAGAAGGCGUUCCACUCGGGGGCGGAGCCUCUGCUUUUCCUGGUCGGCGCGUGGAGCAGGGCUGCGCUGGAGUGCCUUCACCAAGGCAUCCCAGUUCGCCACAUCCUCUCCGCCAUGACUGAGGGCUUGGAGGCUUGUUUGCAGGUCUGCAGAGCCAGAGCUGUCCCGGUGGAAGAUCUCCCUCGUUUGGGAGUUGCACAGAAGUGGAGCGCACUGAAACCCCAUCCUGAGGAUCUUCCUUUCAACGGUCACCCAUUUAUUGAAAGCUGUCCGGUGUCUGAGCAUCAUCCCAAUGUUAUGCCUUUAGCACAGUCCACUUGUCAGGGCAAGUCAAAGGUUCUAUGUAAACAGACUGGGACACAAGGAGUAAUGAAAGCUACAAGAAGCAAAAUAAAACUGACACACAGCAGACAUUUCACUUCAAAUGAAACCACUGAAUCUGAAGGACCCCCCACACAAAGGCCAGCGUCUCAGCUGAACAUUUCAGAAAACACAGAUCUCGAUAGCCUUGCUUUUGCCUUGUCCCACGGUUGCAACAAAGCCAUGGAUUUAGUCCUGCAAGCAAGCAGGAUUCAGUCAAGCAUGAAUGGACGAUCACACAGGACAUUUGAUGUCAGUAAGUUGGUCACAUGUCCACUACCAGGCCUGCCAGAGGACCAUGCCUGUGUUAUAUCUGGUUAUGUGGUCCUAAUGUCUGCUGAGCAGGCUUCCAUUGUCAGUCAUUUAAAAAAACAGAGGGUGCGCAUUGUGCUUCUGAAUGGAGACCUGAGUGAUAAAUAUCGCCACCUGGGUUUCAAUAACCCGGCAGGGAUCAGGCAUGUAACCGAUAAACAGGAAGUACACGGAGUAAGUGGAGAGCAUAAGUGGGUGAAUAAUGCUUUAGCCACGCUUCUGAAAUACGACGUCAGUGUUGUCCUGGUUAACGGAGUAGCCUCUGAGCAUCUAACAGACCACUGCUGGAGGCAUGACGUCCUGGUGAUCGAGCGGGUCAAACCGGCCGUGCUGAGUGACUUCGCCCGGGCGACCGGCGCCGUCCCAGUCUCCUACAUCACCCAGGUGAACGAGCGGUGCGUCGGCGCCGGCGUGCGUCUGCAGGCGUGGAGGGAGUACCGGCAGAGCGGCCGUCGGACAGAGUCCUCGUCCAGCACGGCCGUGAGCGUCACGGCUGAGCACACCGCCCUGGUGACGGCCGUGAUCACCAGCUCGGUGCACGGGAAGCUGCAGUCUCUGGAGGACCAGUUCUGGGGCUGUGCCCACCGCCUGCACCAGGCGCUGAAGGACGGAAGGGUCCUCCCUGGAGGGGGCCUGGUGGAGUUGCACUGCAUCCAUGAACUUCAGAAACGCAUCGAUAACACUAGGAACGAGACCAAAGAUGAAUGGCAAGGAAAGCCUUAUGUAGGGAGGGUACUUCAGCUGAUGAUUGAUGGCUUGGUCGACUAUGUCUCCACUCUUCUUUGUAAUGGUACACAGGUUUCAUCUAAAGUAGAUGCUUGGACACAAAUCAGUAAACAAUUAAAAGACUUAAAGGGAGAUUCAAGUCCUCAUGUGAAUAUAUUGGGAUUGAAUUUGAAUGAUGGGGCAUGUUCAGACAGCAUUUGUAAGACAGAGAGUGUGCAUGAUAAUGUGACUGUAAAGAUAGAAGCCUGGAGAAGAGCUCUUGAUCUGGUGUUCCUUGUGCUUCAAACAGACUCUGAAAUAAUCACUGGCUUUGAUGCUAAAGAAGACUUUCAAUCACAUAGUUUUAUGGUCCUUUGAAUAAUAUAUGUAAUUUAUUAUUUUGUGUAUGUGAAGAAUUUGUAGAUUUGUUACUUUUAUAUUUGAUAUUCUUCACCCCUGAAGAAUUUUGUAGAUUUGCUACUUUUAUAAUUGUUCACCCCUGAAGAAUUUUGUAACUGCUAUUUUGAUUAGGCCUAUAUGAUGUCAAGAGAUGUAAUAAUGAUAAAUAAAAAU